AUGGCGCCCGUCCCAUUCGAAGACUUCCCCGACAUUCCGGGAAUAUCAGCUAAAACCCGGGAUGUAAAUCAAGACAAUGCCGCUGAAGUAACGCCCGCUUUUAAUCUCAACACCCUCGUCGCUCGAGCCGACUCUACCUCUACAAGUGCCACCACAGCCAAGUAUGGACAGGGCACCGUCGACCCACACAGUAUCAAAAUGCAGGGCCUGCUGGCAUUGUUUGCCAUCAUUGGAGCGGCCUUCGUAGGCGCCGCAAUUUGGUUCUUCUUCUGGGCCAAGAACGGAGGUUUCCAGUGGCGUAAGACCGAUUGGGAUGAUUACAAGUCUACCGUCUUGCGUCGGAAGGGACCUGAUGGACGAACACUCAGUAACGCCACUAAGAGUACGAAGCUCGGCGGUGGUAGUGUCGUUGGAAAAGGAUACAGCGAUGGCGGAUACACUUACACGGACACGGACUACGACACAUAUACUCAGAGUGCAUCUACUAUUAUGACAGAGGAGAAGCCUAAGCGCAAGCGUGGAUUGAAGGAGAAAAUACUUCGUCGCCGCAAGGACGACCAAUGGGAAGGUGCAGGAGACGAUGAUGUUCGAGCUUAUCGCGAGGAAAAGCCUGCUAAGAUCGGUGGAAUGAAUCGCGAGGCAGACGGAACCUACCACGGCAGUGACUAUGAUUCAUCUGCUCCGCCAACACACUAUAACCGCAGCGAAAUGAGCGAUGCUCGUGACUAUGCUUAUGAGAAGCCCCGUCGUACGAAGACGAAGCAGCGCAACACAUCCGGGUUCUCCUUCACUGCCGGCAGCGAAGAUGUACUCAGCCAAACUACCGAGGAGCAUGCCUUGCGUGACCCAUCCAGUCGCCGUGAAGCCCGUCGUGAGAACCGUCGUCGUGAACGACAGGAAACUGCCGCUGCUCCUCCUCCAUCGGCUCCUUCUUCUCGCACUAGCAGUCCUCGUAAGAAGGAUCGUCGCUCCAUGCCAGGCCACUUUACUGAACCAUUGGACUUCUCUUCUGCGGGCAGUCGCUCUGAAUACCAAUAUUCCAAUGUGGAUACCGAGGACUCGGGACACAAGAGCUACCCUCACCCUAUUCCUGGUUUGAAUAAGGGUUAUCGUCGCGAUGAUCGCCGUGAGGGCCGACGAAGCCGUCGCCGUGACAGUCUAAGUGAUAGUGAUGGUGACGAGACCCGCUACUCAUAG
Penicillium angulare is the source of this 1197-nucleotide messenger RNA. RefSeq lists its product as uncharacterized. Lineage: Eukaryota; Fungi; Ascomycota; Eurotiomycetes; Eurotiales; Aspergillaceae. The transcript has a single exon. The record is from RefSeq and is a predicted model, not a curated record. Bases 1 to 1197 code for a protein of 398 amino acids.